AAAAAUGAAGACAAGGUAUUGAAAAAGACAAACUUUUUUGAGUUUUGAAUUUCAUUCGAAAGAAAUUUCCUUACACGUUAUUGGCUCUUCCUUUCUUUGACAAUAACUACUACAACAACGUUCACCAAAUCAAAAACAGUUCAAUAAUUUCAAAUACAUUACAACGCCACCCAAAAAAAGGUUAAUUCACUUUCUUCCUUCUUUUCAUCUCCAGGUUCUCUCUUUCCAGAUUUUCCCUUCAUUUUUUCACUUCCCAAACAGAGAGAGAGAGAGAGAGAGAGAGAGAGAGAGAGAGUUAUGCCGAAUUGGGAACUCAAGAACUGUUGCCAGCACGACCAGGUCGUCUUCUUAGUCACCAUCGGUGUCUUCUCCCUUGUUAUCCUUGCGCUAUGGAGGACAAUACUAAUGACGCCUUUUAAGCUCAUUACCGUAUUUUUGCAUGAAGCAAGUCAUGCAAUUGCUUGCAAACUUACAUGUGGUGAUGUAGAAGGAAUUCAGGUUCAUGCAAAUGAAGGUGGGGUGACACAAACACGUGGUGGUAUCUAUUGGGUGAUCUUGCCUGCUGGAUAUCUUGGUUCAUCAUUUUGGGGGAUGGCUUUGAUACUUGCAUCCACGAAUCUGACUACUGCAAGGAUAGCUGCUGGUUGUUUAGGUGUUGCAUUAUUGGUCGUGCUCUUUAUUGCUCAAAAUUGGACACUUCGAGGUCUUUGUAUUGGAUUCAUUAUUUUCCUUGCUGUUGUUUGGAUAUUGCAAGAAACAACAACAGUACGGAUUCUUCGUUAUGUCAUUCUGUUCAUUGGAGUUAUGAACAGCUUGUUUUCAGUUUAUGAUAUUUAUGAUGACCUAAUAUCUCGAAGAGUUCACUCUAGUGAUGCUGAGAAGUUCGCAGAACUUUGCCCUUGUCCUUGUACUGGCGUUGGUUGGGGAGUGAUUUGGGGAAUGAUAUCAUUUACUUUUCUUUGUGGAUCCAUAUAUCUUGGACUUGUGAUCUUAUCUUGAGGUGACAAAUGUUUCUUGAUGAACUAGAGGGCUUUCCAUAUUCAUUGCCCCUUCUUUGGCAUUUCUUAACAUUGGAACAUUCUCACUGGAUUCAUCUGGCAGUUAAUAGUGUGUUCUUGAGUAGUCUGUACGUAAUGCCUCAUUCUUUUUAACCCCUUCUGCAUGGGGUUACAUAGCGACCUAUGAUUUGUUUGUACAGAAUACAGUUGCCAUUAUUGAUUCGAAAUUUAGGUGAAACUCAAUCUGGAGAUCGUUUGUUCUUUGUUUA
Messenger RNA from Ricinus communis (castor bean), 1267 nucleotides. RefSeq lists its product as uncharacterized. The record is from RefSeq and is a predicted model, not a curated record. The transcript has 10 exons. Lineage: Eukaryota; Viridiplantae; Streptophyta; Magnoliopsida; Malpighiales; Euphorbiaceae. Bases 298 to 999 code for a protein of 233 amino acids.